This is a messenger RNA of Budorcas taxicolor (takin), 1851 nucleotides long. It is a transcript of the gene CLGN, whose product is annotated as calmegin. Gene Ontology annotation, biological process: protein folding. The record is from RefSeq and is a predicted model, not a curated record. Gene Ontology annotation, molecular function: calcium ion binding. NCBI's taxonomy places the organism in Eukaryota, Metazoa, Chordata, Mammalia, Artiodactyla, Bovidae. The transcript is spliced from 15 exons. Bases 31 to 1851 code for a protein of 606 amino acids. Gene Ontology annotation, cellular component: endoplasmic reticulum; endoplasmic reticulum membrane.
GAAAACGGGCCCGCGAGACAGAUAAUCAAUAUGCGUUUCCAAGGCUUUCGGCUAUGUUUGGGUCUUCUUUUCAUCUCAAUUAAUGCAGAAUUUAUGGAUGAUAGUGUUGAGACGGAAGACUUUGAUGAAAAUUCAGAAGAGACUGAUGAACUCUCCUCAGAGAUUAAAUAUAAGACACCUCAACCUGUAGGAGAAGUGUAUUUUACAGAAACUUUUGAUAGUGGAAGGCUGGCUGGGUGGGUAUUAUCAAAAGCAAAGAAAGAUGAUACAGAUGCGGAGAUUUCUAUAUAUGAUGGAAGAUGGGAAAUAGAAGAAUUGAGAGAAAAUCGGGUACCUGGUGAUCGAGGACUGGUGUUGAAAUCUAGAGCAAAGCAUCAUGCAAUAUCUGCUGUGUUAGCAAAACCCUUCAUCUUUGCUGAUAAACCUCUGGUAGUUCAAUAUGAAGUAAAUUUUCAAGAUGGUAUUGAUUGUGGAGGUGCAUACAUUAAACUCCUAGCAGACACUGAUGGUUUGAAUCUGGAAAAUUUCUAUGAUAAAACAUCCUAUACCAUUAUGUUUGGACCAGAUAAAUGUGGAGAAGAUUAUAAACUUCAUUUUAUCUUCAGACAUAAACAUCCCAAAACUGGAGUUUUUGAAGAAAAGCAUGCCAAACCUCCAGAUGUAGACCUUAAAAGGUUCUUUACAGACAGGAAGACUCAUCUUUAUACCCUUGUGAUGAAUCCAGAUGACACUUUUGAAGUAUUAAUUGAUCAGAUAGUUGUAAACAAAGGAAGCCUACUAGAGGAUGUGGUUCCUCCUAUCAAUCCUCCCAAAGAAAUUGAAGAUCCCAGUGAUAAAAAACCUGAUGAUUGGGAUGAAAGAGCAAAAAUCCCUGAUGCUUCUGCUGUCAAACCAGAAGAUUGGGAUGAAAGUGAACCUGCCCAAAUAGAAGAUUCAAGUGCUGUUAAACCUGAUGGCUGGCUUGAUAAUGAACCGAAAUUUAUUCCUGAUCCUCAUGCUGAGAAACCCCUUGACUGGAAUGAAGACAUGGAUGGAGAAUGGGAGGCACCUCAUAUUUCUAACCCAGCAUGUCGGAUUGGGUGUGGUGAAUGGAGCCCUCCCAUGAUAGAUAAUCCGAAAUACAAAGGAGUAUGGAGACCGCCGAUGAUAGAUAACCCUAACUACCAGGGUGUCUGGAGUCCUCGAAAAAUUCCUAAUCCAGAUUAUUUUGAAGACAAUCACCCAUUUCUUCUGACUUCUUUCCGUGCUCUUGGUUUAGAGCUUUGGUCCAUGACCUCUGAUAUCUACUUUGAUAAUUUUAUUAUCUGUUCAGAAAAGGAAGUAGCAGACCGCUGGGCUGCAGAUGGUUGGGGAGUGAAGAUACUAAUAGAAAAUGCUAAUGAGCCUGGUAUAUUCAAACAAUUGAUGUCGGCUACUGAACAGCGCCCAUGGCUUUGGUUCAUUUACCUCUUGACAGCAGCGCUUCCAAUAGCAUUGAUUAGUUCAUUUUGUUGGCCAAGAAAAGUAAAGAAAAAAUAUGAAGAUGUGGCUUUCAAAAAACUGGACAUAUGUAAACCACAAACAAAGGGAGCACUGGAGCAGGAAGUGAAGGAAGAGAAAGCAGCCCUGGAGAAGCCAGUUGACUUGGAAGAGGAAAAAAAGCAAAGUGAUGGUGAAAUUGUUGAAAAAGAAGAGGAAGGUGAACCUGAGGAAAAGAGUGAAGAAGAAAUUGAAAUUAUAGAAGGACAAGAAGAAGGUAAUAAAUCCAAUAAGUCUGGAUCAGAGGAUGAGAUGAAAGAGGCAGAUGAGAGCACAGGAUCUGGAGAUGGGCCAAUAAAGUCAGUACGCAAAAGAAGAGUACGGAAGGAGUAA